UUUUUUUUUUUUUUUUUUCUUUUGUUUCAGGUUUAGCCUAGAGUCAAGAUCUUUCGACAAUGGGUUUGGCACAGUUUUCGGUCGGCUGAUUCGAGCCCGAUGCAAUUGCCGAGCAACCCCGGGAACUUUCAACAAUUCACUAACAAUUAUCUAAGGCUGCUACAGUUACGUACACCGAUUAAACGACUAAAACGACGAUAGAACUAGCGGCGGAUAUUCUUUAAAAAAACGUUGCUAACGAACACGCAGCGUGCUUCGAUCAUUCCCCUCAGACUAUGCAAAUGAAGAAUAAUUUGACUAUACACGUGCAUUGGAUUUAUCAGUGGAGCGUAGUAGAAAAUUUUAAAACAGAUAAACUAUGAACGGAAUGAAUGAUGUUUCAUAGAAGAAGAGAAGAAGACGGUUGUUGGACUUUGUCAAAAUGCAAUUUAGUUUUGAAUUUCCGUUAUCGAAGCCAUUCAUGCACGCUUGAUGUGUAAAAACGUGACCGCGCACGAGCGACAGAAUAGGAGACCUCUUUGAGAAGGAAAGAGAAGACCGAUCGACAUAGCGCGUGAUCAAUAUAAGGGACGCUAACUUUAUAAUUGCUCUUCUACUUUCGACGCUAUUUUCUUUCAGCUUCAGUGUGUACACAUUGACUCAGUUAACUUGGAAACAUCCUAUAGGCAAUGUUUCUGAGAGUGUGAUAAAGAAUUUUUUCCACUCCCAAGCUUUUUAUCAUUCAGUUACAUGGUUAUGGUAAUUACCCAGAUGCGACAUUUAAAUUCAGUAAAUGGAAAUUUCUAGUUGAAUAUAAGCUGUCAUUAAUUAUCGUCUUUUGAAUGUUCUGACGUAAAUGCAUUGUACAGUGCAUAAUGAUGCAUUAGAGUUGUAUCAUAGUAGAUGUCGCUGCCACCUGAAUUUUGAUCACAAAUGUUUAAGCCCACAGUAUGCUACAACAAUACGAUAGCUGAUAAAAAUUGGACAGCUAAUGAGGAACAGCUGAUAAAAGUUCUGUGAUAACGCCUGACUCAUUGUUAGUACACGACCUUAGGCAAUGUCUACGUUUGUUAUAAGUUGAUGCAGUACUCCUUUGUGUUCGAGUGAACGUGGUGCGAGGCUCUAAUGCCUGAAUCUUUGAGUUUCCACAUGCAUGUGAAGAAAUAAAUUUAUGAAACAUCACCGUGAUUGUUACACAGUGAACGUGAUUUUAAUUCUUGAUUAAUUAACGAGAAAUGGCCUUGUCCAUUGGAUUUGUUACUUUAUCUCUGCUUUCUGUGACAGUAGCCAACGUUAUUUAUUAUCAACCUGAGGCUGUACAUCUUGCUUAUGGAGAUAAUAUUCAUGAUAUCGUUGUAACAUGGAGUACAAGAAGCAAUACUGAAGAAUCAGUCGUGGAAUAUGGAAUAGGAGGAUUAAUUCUUACAGCUCAAGGAAAUUCUACUUUGUUUAUUGAUGGUGGAAAAGAAAAACAGAAGCAGUAUAUUCAUAGAGUAUGGUUGAAAAAUUUGGAACCUAAUUCUAAAUAUAUUUAUCACUGUGGUAGCAAAUAUGGAUGGUCUAAUGUAUUUUACCUAAAAACUGCUCCCGAGGAAUCAGCACAAUGGUCACCUCACAUUGUUAUCUUUGGCGACAUGGGCAACGAAAAUGCUCAAAGUUUACCCAGAUUGCAAGAAGAAGCACAACGUGGAUUGUACGAUGCAGCAAUUCAUAUCGGAGAUUUUGCAUAUGACAUGGAUACCAAUAACGCACGUGUUGGGGAUGAAUUCAUGAAACAAAUAGAAGAAGUGGCUGCAUACUUGCCAUAUAUGACAGUACCUGGUAACCAUGAAGAGAAAUAUAACUUCAGUAAUUACAGGUCUCGUUUCACAAUGCCUGGCGAUUCUGAAGGUUUAUGGUACAGCUUUAAUGUAGGACCAGUUCACUUCAUAGCAAUUGAAACAGAAGCUUAUUACUUUAUGAAUUAUGGUAUAAAGCUACUUGUUAAACAAUACGAGUGGUUAGAAAAAGAUUUAAUAGAGGCAAAUAUACCAGAGAAUAGGAUACAAAGGCCGUGGAUAGUUGCAUUUGGUCACAGACCAAUGUACUGCAGUAAUGCUAAUGCUGAUGAUUGCACUAAUCAUCAAAGUCUAAUCAGAGUUGGAUUGCCAAUCCUAAAUUGGUUUGGCCUCGAGGAUCUGUUUUUUAAGUACAAAGUAGACUUAUUAUUAUGGGCUCAUGAACAUAGUUAUGAACGUUUGUGGCCCAUGUACAAUUUCAAGGUACAAAAUGGUAGUUAUGAAAAUCCGUAUGAAAACUACAAGGCACCUGUACAUAUAAUAACAGGAUCAGCGGGAUGCAAAGAAGGUCGUGAAAAAUUUGUUCCACACAAGCCGGAGUGGUCUGCGUACCGUAGCUCGGAUUACGGAUACACCAGGAUGAAAGCGUAUAAUCGAACUCAUCUUUAUCUCGAACAGGUAUCCGAUGACAAAGAAGGUGCAAUUUUAGAUAGUGUUUGGCUUACAAAGGACAACGCCUUGCCGUCGUAUAAUAUGAAUCUUCUUGAAAAUAAAAUAUAAAACAUAAAAUGUAUAUAUAAUUUAGGACAAAGUAAUUGAAACGAUAUACAGAUAUAACUUUUAUCGUCUUUCUUUUUCGACAAUGUAUCAUGCUCUUUGAUGGUAAAUAGCAAAACUGCGUAUGUACCACCAAUCUCAAACAAUUAAUUUUUUUAAUUCUAUUGUAAAAAAUUUCCCCCUAUUCUUUCUUGUGUAAAAACGGAUAAACUACAAAAAUUUGCUAAUUACAAAUGAGAUGGAAAUUAUUAAUAAUGCAUACGUACAAUAUAAUCCUUUAAUUGUUAAAAUAUAAAUAUAUGUAUAUAUAAUCAUUGUAGCAUAUAAUAUUAAUAAUAUAAUAUUAGGGUAGCAUUUCAUAUUUCCAUCUGAUUCUCACAUUAAAUCAUUAUUUGUCAAUGAUAUAUGAAUGAUACGAUUCGUACUAAGGAGAAAAGAACACUUCCAAAUUCGACAGUAGUAAUAAGAAGAAACGUACAAAGAAACGCUUUCUUUCGCUGCUAGAAAUUGAUUGCAAAUUUAUAUACUAAUUCAAUUAAAGCUAUUAAUGUUUCUAUGUUUCUACUUUUAAAAUGGAAAAUCCAUUUGCCCAUUGACUGGCUCCUUGCCAAGUAUAAUUUGCUAUUUUGACUUCCGCUAUAAUAUUUGACUAAUGAAUUUAAAAAAAUAACCAGGAACUGCUUUUCUAUAAAUUAUUGCGAUAAAAUUGACAACGAAGCCAGAAAAUAUCGAUUACCAUCCUCAUUAAAAAAAAAAAAAAAUUA
This is a messenger RNA of Heterotrigona itama, 3298 nucleotides long. The record is from the annotation of a GenBank genome assembly. Lineage: Eukaryota; Metazoa; Arthropoda; Insecta; Hymenoptera; Apidae.